Miscanthus lutarioriparius is the source of this 516-nucleotide messenger RNA. Lineage: Eukaryota; Viridiplantae; Streptophyta; Magnoliopsida; Poales; Poaceae. The record is from the annotation of a GenBank genome assembly.
AUGGAGGCGAGGAAAGCGGCGCGGUCACGAGCGAGAGCACUCCACGCGGGCGUGGCGGGUCUGGGGGACGGACCCGAGCUACAGGAGCAGGCGCGGGUGCGCAGUCGGAGGACUCCUUCGCAGUCUAUGAGCUCUGGGCCAUGGCGGAUUACUGGGGAUAAGAUUACGGAGCAGUGCGUGGUGGAGGGGCCGCAGUCUCUUCCCCUUCCCUCCCCUUAUUCCCCUCCCGGGUUCCAGUCGAGAGAGGGAGGAAACCCUAGCGAUUCCUGUAGAAUCGCGCAAACGGGGCGGCAGGAGGCGGGUGUUCGGCUUCCCCACGAGGUUCUCCAGGCUCCUCCGCAGCCAAGGGCAACCAUGGAUCCGCGUCAAAAUUGUCAGGGGCUGCUGAAGGACGACAUGAAGGAGCAGGUGAUCCAGGGAGCAGAGCUGGUGAAGAAGGCGGCGCUCUCCUUCCACAACCAAGAGCUGCAGGCUCAAUCCCAGGAGGGGAUGCAGCUGGUGCCGUUUGCUGGUUGA